AUGUUUCACGGCAACUCCCACGAUACUCGCCAACGCCUGCAUGACGAGGUCCAUCAGGAGGAUUCGCCUUCGCGCCAGCCCGUUGAUCUCGAUAGCGACGAGGAAAUGCAAGCCCCCGGGAGGAAAGACACCAGGGUACCCGGUUUUGGUGCAAACCCCAUCAUAAAGACCAUGUACGAAGACAAAACUUCAGGCGGCGUCAAUCAAUGGACGGACGAGUCCCGGAGACAGAUCUCGAAAGAGGCUGCCGACGAUCAGGACAGUGCCGCCAUCAAGCUUUUCAGGAUCAAGGACCAUGGCAAGGUCGGGCUCAAUGGUGAUUAUCACUGGAAAAUCUGCCGUGUCGAUGUGCAAAAUCUUCGACUGGUUUCUGCCCUCGCCCCCAUCCUCAAAGAGGAGAACGUACACCUUGACCCUCGAAGCGUUGCCACUUUCAGGGAGCCCUUUCGUCCCCUUUGGUUUCAACAGAGGAAAAUUGUGGACCUCUUCUGCGAAAAGCACGAUGACCCGCUUGAGCCCUUCCUCAAGCUGUUUGUUGACAUACUUAACGAACUAUUCCGGGCCCUAAGUGCCAAGACAGCCAAGCUUCUCCAGAGUGAGCUAAUCGACUUCAGCACAGCCUGGACACUGUUUCCUCGCAACUCCAGUGUCUACAGCUACUGCAUGGGCUCCCAUACUCUCAGAAAGGUUGAUUCAGCCGAGUACCAGGGGAGCCGAGGUAACUGCCAGCUUGUCAUCACCUGCAAGACCAUUUCAUUCUCCGGCGAGGGCUUCUACUGGAGCAAAAGGUAUCUGGUCAUCCCGGGCUUUACUGGCAAUAAACCUAUUCGCAAACUCGGUUGCUAUCCCUUUGAGUUCCACAACGACAAAGACUCGAUUACGGAGCGUCUCACUGCGCGAGGCAGAAAGGUUCUUGACCUGCAGGGCGUCGCGUACCGUACCUACAAUGGCAUCGCCAUAUAUGAGGACGAGCGUGGCAGGCUGAGGCAACAUGUCAACGGCCGCAUCCUAAUCGACGCAUGGGGCUAUCACAAGUAUCACUUAAACAUGGGACAGCGAGAGAAAAAUGAUCCUGCGAAGGAGUGGACGCGGGACCGACCAGAAGACAGCAAUUCCAAUGACCAGCAACAGAGACUCAGUGACGAGGACCAGGUCAUCAACGAGAAUGAGAUGCUUCAGAAACCCGAUGAACUUGUCUUCAUGAAUGAGAUAAUUAGUGGCUUUUCCCUGAAGAUGAAACUGUGGUGCCAAUUCUUCGUCGAAGACAUUCAACCCAUGACUUGGAACUGUGAGGCUUACUCACAACUCGUGCUUGAUGAGCAGAAAAAAGACAUGGUCCUUUCCGUUGUUCGGAGUCACAACAUGACUAACGGCACUUCAACGACCAUGCAAGAUCUGGAUAUCAUCGCCGACAAAGGACAAGGUCUUAUUGUCCUGCUCUCGGGCCCCCCUGGCACAGGCAAGACUCUGAUGGCCGAAGCCAUUGCAGAUCGUCUCCAUCGGCCGCUCUAUCACCUGCAAGCCGAUGACUUAGGCACCGACGUCGCCUCCUUGGGUGCCAAAUUUCAGCGCACCUCGAAGAUUGCAUCGGCGUGGAACGCGAUAAUCCUGCUAGACGAGGCAGAUGUCUUUAUUGCUCAGCGGGAGCCCCGCGAUGUUGAUCGCAACGGGCUGUUCUGCGCUCUUCUUCACGAGCUUGAGUAUUUUAGCGGCAUCAUCUUUCUCACAACAAACUUGGUUUGCAUCGAUAGUGCGUUCCGCAGCAGGGUCACCAUGCACCUCGUGUUCCCCCCUCUCACGCGGGAGGCGCGGGAGAAAAUCUGGCACAUGUUCCUCAACCGUCUGUCGCAGAAGAGAAGACGUAUAUCGGAGGGAGGGGUGUCGGACGAGCCCCACGAUGAAACCUACGCCAUAUCGCUGGAUGAAAAGGACAUCGCCCAGCUAGCUUUAUGGGAGCUUGACGGCAGAGAGAUCAAGAUAGCCACCCAGACAGUCAAUACCUGGUGCCGGAACGAGAACUAUGCCAUGACGCUGGCUCGAUUGGAACAUGGAAUCCGAAUGGUGAAGCCAGACUCCAGAAAGAGUGAAGAGAAGAAUCGGGAGCUGUACAGCACAGAAACUAACGUUAAGAGCUGGUUAGCGGGCCAGCAGCAGAUUGGACAACUGUGA
Molecule: messenger RNA, 2169 nt
Organism: Fusarium keratoplasticum
Lineage: Eukaryota; Fungi; Ascomycota; Sordariomycetes; Hypocreales; Nectriaceae
Product: AAA domain-containing protein
Exons: 2
Coding region: 1-2169 (722 amino acids)
Molecular function (GO): ATP binding; ATP hydrolysis activity
Source: RefSeq, a predicted model, not a curated record